CCUGAGCCCCAGGUGGGCCGGGCUGGAGGAGUUGGCGGCGGCGGCGGCGCGGGCGCAGCCGGCCGUUGCCUGUGUCCAGCUGCUGACGUUCUUGCCCGGAUCCUGGCCUCUUGGUUGCUCGGGGCUCUCCGACCACAGCGCCCAGGGUAUGUAACAGCCAUGCCGGUGGACACGCUGACUCCUGCCUCCCGGGAUCCUCCCGCCCCCCAUUUCCGCCUUCGGACCAAGGUCCCUGGGUACCUGCUGCGGAGGCCCACGGAUGGUGGCGCCCGGAAACCCAGCGCCGUGGAGCGCCUGGAGGCCGACAAGGCCAAGUACGUCAAGAGCUUGCAUGUGGCCACCACCCGCCAGCAGCCCGUGCAGCCGCUGCUGUCCAAGCAGCCCCUCUUCAGCCCGGGGACUCGGCGCACGGUGCUGACUCCUAGCCGGCGAGCUCUGCCUGGGCCCGGCCGCCGGCCGCAGCUGGACCUGGACAUCCUCAGCAACCUCAUUGAUUUGUGUGAUAGUCCCGUGUCUCCUGUCGACACCAGCCGUACCCCCGGAAGGGCCGAGGGAGGCCGCCAGGUGCCCCCAGCCACCCCUCCACGCCCGCCGCCCAGCACCGCUGCAGUCCGCCGAGUGGACGUCCGCCCCCUGCCUGCCUCCCCUGCCCGGCCCUGCCCAUCUCCAGGCCCUGCCCCAGCCGCCAGCCCAGCCAGGACCCCUGGUUUGCAGCGCUCCAAGUCGGACCUGAGCGAGCGCUUCUCCAGGGCAGCUGCGGACCUGGAGCGCUUCUUUAACUUCUGCGGCCUGGACCCCGAGGAGGCGCGGGGGCUGGGUGUGGCCCACCUGGCCCGGGCCAGCUCCGACAUCGUGUCCCUGGCAGGGCCCAGCGCUGGGCCAGGCAGCUCGGAGGGCGGUUGCUCCCACCGCAGCUCUGCCACGGUCGAGGGGGCCCGGGAGCGCGUCCCCUACGGGGUGUCGGUGGUGGAACGCAACGCGCGCGUCAUCAAGUGGCUCUACGGGCUGCGGCAAGCGCGGGAGACCCCGGCGGCCGAGGGCUAGGCUCCGUGGCACCCUCUGCCCCCUAAGCCACGGGAGAGCCUGCAGCCACGUGGGGCCCAGCAGACCAUGCUGCCCUGCAGAAUUUGGAACAGAGGCGAAGGCUCCAAGGCAAGCCUGCUUUCUGCCCGGGCAAGGACCGUCCCUGGAGAGAGUUGCCUGUUGACCUUGGGCCAACCCAGCCUCUCCCAUGGAGGGGUUUUGACAUGACUGUCCCCCUGCUUGGUUUCUCUCUGGGUUGAGCUUCAGGUCACUUGGAUUCAGAGUGAGGGGCAGAAGACUGUCCCCCAGCCCGGGCUACCCAUCAGCUCUGCUCCCUUCUUCCUUUCCUGUGUCUGCCCUGGGCCAACUUCCCCUGGGGGCCCUGGCUCCGGGGCAGUGGGGGCAGGGAGGAGUGGUCCAGCCAGUCCUGGCAGUGCGGCCUGGCCUGGCCUGGAAGGGAGCGGACCGGAGGGACCGGAAGGAGGCUGCCACUGCAGCAGGCGCAGCUCUGCCUUCCCUUCUCUAGGUGAAUAAACACAAAUGCUUGUUUUUCAAAGG
Molecule: messenger RNA, 1581 nt
Organism: Sorex fumeus (smoky shrew)
Lineage: Eukaryota; Metazoa; Chordata; Mammalia; Eulipotyphla; Soricidae
Gene: FAM110A
Product: family with sequence similarity 110 member A
Exons: 2
Coding region: 160-1044 (294 amino acids)
Source: RefSeq, a predicted model, not a curated record